Messenger RNA from Trichobilharzia regenti, 1667 nucleotides. Lineage: Eukaryota; Metazoa; Platyhelminthes; Trematoda; Strigeidida; Schistosomatidae. The record is from the annotation of a GenBank genome assembly.
AUAAUAAUUUUAAUGAUUACUGAUGCAUGAAACUUAAAUAUUUCUAGAAAUUUUUAUACAGAAGAACAUGUUGGAUGGUACUUUGUGGAUUGAAUAUAAUUCAACAUGUUCUGGUAAUAAGAGUUCAACAGGCGUCACAAAGUUGGAAUAUUCUCUUCCAAUUUUAGUGCUUAGCAUAAUUGCCUUAAUAUUAAACACAUUAUGCAUUUCAGUAUUUACAAGACAGCAUAGAAAAUCAGUUAUGCGAACAAGUUUACUAGUAUUAUCAGCUACUGAAGUGCUGUUUCAUUCAUUUGUUUGUAUAGAAUAUACCACACAUCUGAUAUCUUCAUCACCGGGUCCACGAAUGAUAACAGUCACAGAGUUUAUAUUCUUCGCAUUAAUCAACUGGGGAUCUGAUUGCUCUUUAUGCACGCGGAAUUGGUGUAAUGUAUUGAUCACUUCAGCUCGUACAGAAGUUGUAGUUUAUCCAAUGCGUAAACGUCGUUUACUGUCUCAUUCAUCAAUAAAAAUAAUAUACGGAUUUUUAUGGAUUUUAUCUGGUUUUCUAGGAAUUGUACGUGCAUUUUAUGAUUAUGCAAUUAUUUGUGCUCCUACAAAUGAUUAUAUGGAUAGUGUAAAUACACACUUAACUGAUCUGAUGACCUCAUCUCAGCUGAGCACAAUUAAAUCUGACUUAUCUAACAUUAAUGACAAAAAAACAAUAACCAUUACACAUAUAGAUGCUUUACUAGACCAAAAUGUGAUCAGUAACUAUGAGGCUUAUUGUUUUUUUGUAUUUCAGGUAAUUGCGCCAACUUUAAUUGUUUUAAUUAUGUCAUUUAUUAUAUCAUUCUAUGUUUCACCAUGGCGUGAUUCUAAAAUUAUUGAAGUUACCAAUGUACGCCGAAGAAAUCAAAUGAAAGCGACUAGAACAAUAUUAUUUCUAGCAAUUUCAUUUCUAUGUUUUCAAACACCAAGUUUUAUACUAGUUAUUAUCCAGCAUUAUACUACUGUUAUGAUUGAUUUUCAUUUAGCAAAACUUGUUGCAGAUUUACUUUUAACUUUUGAUUCAGUAAUUAAUAUUAUGAUAUAUGCUAUUGGUUUGCCAGGCUUUCGAAUUUAUUUGAAUCGAAUGUUCACUUGUCUAUGUCCGUUUAAUAAUAUAAAUCAUAGCACUUGUAAUAAUAAUGAUAAUAAUAAUAAUAAUCGUGCAAGAGGGAGUUCAGUAACAGUUAUACGGACUGAAUUUCAUCCAGUCGCCUAUAACAUUACAAAGAAUAAUAGACUCAAACCAGCUGGUACACUGAAUAAUUGGAGGAACUCUCUGCAUAUUAAUCAUUGUGCAUAUCCACAUAAUCGUAACAUUCAUCAUGGAAGUUCACAUCAUCGGCAUCGUCCUCACCACAGUCACGGAUGCAAUCAUAGUCAACUUGAAAAUUACAACAUUAAUUGUAAACAAGAUGAAAGUGUUUACGUUAACGAGGAAUUGUCAAGCAUAAAAGUGAAGGAGAUUUGUGAUGAAAUUUAAUUACAGAAACAUUAUGAAAAAAUAAAAUUAUUGUAUUAUCAACAGAUAAGUACUUAGGUUUGUAUUUUCAAUUCUUAUUUUGUACAUAACUGAACAGUUUUACUUUCAUGUAAUGAUUGUUAUUAUUUUUUAAAGCUCAAUGAAAAUUUCUCAGCUA